AUGUCUCACUCAGGUGCUCAGGGCAGCAUUGGCAGCCACUCUGCCAUUGGGCUGCGCAAUCACAAGAUAUACCUCUAUGAAUUCGAGAACUUCCAAGGCCGUAGGAUGGACCUGUUCGGAGAGUCCCGUAACCUGUGUGAGAAGGGUUUUGAAAGAAUCGGCUCCAUCAGGGUAGAGUGUGGACCCUGGGUGGGUUAUGAGCAGCAGAACAUGACCGGUGAGAUGUUCAUGCUGGAGAAGGGAGAGUAUCCUCGCUGGGACACCUGGUCCAACAGCUACAGGUGUGAUCGCAUCAUGUCGGUCAGGCCCGUCCGAAUGGACCCCCAGGACCACAAGAUUUGCCUGUUUGAAUGUACAAACUUUGAGGGUCGCAAGAUGGAAGUGUGCGAUGAGGACAUUCCUAGUCUGUGGUCUUAUGGCUUCCAGGACCGUGUCGCCAGCAUCCAGGUCACCGGUGGAACCUGGGUGGGCUACCAGUAUCCUGGCUAUCGUGGCUUCCAGUACGUGCUUGAAAUGGGCGCUUACAAGCACUGGAACGAGUGGGGAGCCCACCACCCCCAGAUCCAGUCCAUCCGCAGGGUGAGGGACAUGCAGACGCACCGUAGAGGCUGCUUCGAGUUCACCGCAUAG
Stegastes partitus (bicolor damselfish) is the source of this 630-nucleotide messenger RNA. RefSeq names its product crystallin, beta B1, like 3 (gene crybb1l3). Gene Ontology annotation, biological process: lens development in camera-type eye; visual perception. The transcript is spliced from 5 exons. Gene Ontology annotation, molecular function: structural constituent of eye lens. The coding region runs from base 1 to 630 and encodes 209 amino acids. The record is from RefSeq and is a predicted model, not a curated record. NCBI's taxonomy places the organism in Eukaryota, Metazoa, Chordata, Actinopteri, Pomacentridae.